AUGAAGAUCCCGAGAUUUUCUGAGGUGAUGCAAUGGAUUCUCGGCACGUUUGGUAUCAUUGAAUCUGCCCUGACAAUCCCAUUUCGAAAUCCCAAUUUCAUAAUCUUGACAUUGAUUACUUCCCUUCCACUAUUUUUUCUGACCUUGAUACACCAAUUGCCUUAUGACUUCCAGCCUAGUUUGAUUGUGCACGCAAUAAAUCUGCGAACGAGUCUUUCUUACCACUCCAACCCUCUGAUUUCUGAUAUUUCAUGGGCUCUAGAUGUAGCCAUUCAAAUUCUGCAAGUGUAUUUUUUUACCCUCGGAAACUUCCUCAUUGUACUCACAACCAUCCAUGCUGCCUCAACAAUCUAUGCUAGCAAUGAGAGGUCAAUGAUUGGUCUGCGAAAUCUUCUUCGAAGUUCAGUGAUGAAAAAAAGGUGGCACGAGCGUAUGCUUACAUUCUUCUCUAUUUCCCUUCUGUGCAAUCUUUCUUCGGCUGCUGUUGUCUAUUGGCAUUACGCAAGGCCGUUAUACCCGAUAGGCUGCCCUACUAGGUUCUUCCGGCUCUUCCGGAAGAUACAUUGGAUAGUUUACGGCCUGGCCUUUGCGAUAUGGUUAGAUUACAGCGCACGGUGGAACUUAAGCGUUGUUGUUUCCAUUUUAGAGGAGAAGGUAGGAGUAUUUGAAGCCAUUUCAGCCUCAUCAGAGCUAACCAAAGGAAACAGACUAAGAGGCUUCUUUCUUAUGCUUCUGUUUUCUGUUGCAAAGUUCAAUUUGCCAGCCCUCGUUGCUCGGGAAUUUACAACUAUCUUUGCUUUUUAUUUCCUUGACACAAUCUUCAUGUGCUUGGGGAAUGUUAUCAUUUGGGAGGUUCUCACAGUUUAUUACUACGAUUGUAAGAACCGUCACCAAAAGGCCGCGGCCGUGACUUCUUUUGAUACAGGCAAUACUCUACGUUAA
This is a messenger RNA of Malus domestica (apple), 942 nucleotides long. RefSeq lists its product as uncharacterized. The record is from RefSeq and is a predicted model, not a curated record. NCBI's taxonomy places the organism in Eukaryota, Viridiplantae, Streptophyta, Magnoliopsida, Rosales, Rosaceae.